AAGCAAUGGCAAGCGCAGGAACGAGGGUGUCGGUGUCGCGUGCUGAAUAAACGACGGGACGCGCUACGACUGGCUACGACGAAUUCUUACGCCGGCGAAGGCGGUGGUGCGGGCACGGUCUCCCGGCGCAUCCCGGCGACGGUGCUCGACGGUGCUCGGAGUCGCGCGAUCCCGCGAUCCGAGCCGGGUGUGCGGUGGUUUCUCGUUUUUCGCCGCGUCGGUUCGCUCGCGUAUCCUCUCUCUCUCUCGGAUCGGUUAACACGCGCCGCGCGCCGGUUGACGAUGUGAGAUGUGAACGCGCAAUACACACACGCGAAUAAGCGGCAUAGCAGCGUGGUGCGGUGAGGUGGGGCGGGGGCGGAGGGAGGAAAGGGCGCUCCGGCAGCUCGGCGAACGGAACAGCCGGCGGCAGCGAGAUAUCUUUCUCUCUCUCUCUCUCUCUCCCUCCUCGGCUCCGACGAGGCCGACGAUGUCAAACAUGCGGCGACGAAAUUUGCGCGCCAGCAACGCGACAGCGGCGCCGGCGCCGGUGCCGACGGCGACGACGACGACGACGAGGAAGUCGAAGAAGACGACGACGAAGAAUCGACGACGGCGCACCACGGCCGUGCUCCUCUACCAGUGAAACAACACACGUAACACACACACAUACACAUACACACGUGCACGUAUACACACACACAUACACACCCUACCGUGCGCGCGUACACGCAACAAACACACGCACGCACGCACGCACCGGUACGCGGUUGCCGAUGAGCGUGGAUAUAUGGCGGCGCGAGUACUCUUGCUGAGCGUCUUGAUCACGGAAGUGCUGAAGCCAGCUUGCGCCGCAGGUGUUAAAGGUAUCGGAGGAAAUAUCAGUGGUAGGAACGUGUCCAAACCAGACGGUUCUGACGCUGGAUUGACUAAAGGCUCUGGAUUAACGCUGGAAAUUCAACCUAGUGGCCAUGUGAUACUAGGAAAAAAGGGGAUCACGCUCAGUUGUAUAGCUGGUCCGAAUGAGACUGUGACUUGGUUGCACAAUGGAGAACCAGCACCUCCGUGUGGUCUUACUCGCUGUGUUCUUCUUUCCAAUGGCUCUCUUCACUUUUACAAGGUGCAGAAACAAAAUUUACAAAUGCAAAAGUUCAAAGAAAAGGAAAGGAAUAAUAUUGUUAAUGCUAGAAACCAUAAUAAAGAUGAAUAUCGUUGUAGAACACGUACUAGUUUAGGAUGGUCGAUACAGUCAGCACCCACCAUUAUUCAAAUAGCAGAACUUGCCCAUGUAUUUAAAGAAACUCCAGAAAAUAUUACUGUUCAAGAAGGCGAAGUCGCAAGGUUAUCUUGCUUGAUUGACAGUGUUCCUUUCCCACCCAAUAUUACGUGGCAGCAUAAUGAAACAUUGUUAUCUUAUCAUAAUGAAUCAAAGUAUUCUGUGGUACCACCAGGUGUUCUGUAUAUAAGUGCAACGAAACUGUCAGAUGCUGGCUCAUAUAGAUGCAUAGUCACUAACGAAUUUCUAAGAAAGACCAAAAGGAGCAAAGAAGCAAAAUUAACGGUUAUCGCGAGAAUAGAGAGUAACAAAACGCAUACGCCAUCGUCCUUGUUUCCACAGGUCUCGUACAAUCAUUGGCUGCUUAAUGGGUCGAAUCUUAAUUUGGCAUGUGCUGCAUCCGGUUAUCCGUCACUUGUAACAUGGUCCUUUAUUCCUCGUUAUAUAGAUAAUAUUACAAAACCUCGCAUCCUUCUUAAUUCCACCACCGGCAUUAGUAUACUGUCAUUAACAAACGUGAACGUUUCCAAUGCCGGUGUCUACCUGUGUUCUUCAAAGAAUUCUAUCACCAAUGACUUAGAAGUACAGAAUGUAACUGUAGAUAUAUUAAUACCACCGUCAUUUAUAAAAACGCCGACAAACCAAAUCUGUCCAAAUGGAAGAACAGCGAGAUUCGAGUGUCAGGCGCAAGGGUUACCCGUACCUCAAAUUUAUUGGCUGAAAGAUUCAUCGAAUAUUACUGUCAAUGGUCGCAGAACAACUUACGUUAAGGAAUACAAUAAAAUAGAAUUAGCAAUAUCAGCAACAGUGCCGUCUGACUCUGGCAUAUACCAAUGUGUGGCGGUGAAUGCAGCGGGUGAAAUUUGGGCCGCUGGCCGGCUCCAAGUAAAUACAUCGCGCAACAGUCCCGCUACACCCACUUCUCUGAAGUGUCACGCUAUUUCACCAGUUAAAAUCUUAAUUUCGUGGGAACCGCCAAAGUCUGUACCAUAUACCAGUAUUACAGCUUAUACCGUCCAUUAUAGUCCCGUAGAAGGUGGAAAGGAGGAAGUUUCACCGCCAGAACCAGGGAAUUCUACGUCUGUAGAAGUAACAAAACUUCUCGAACCAUUUACAAAUUACUCGUUCUAUGUACGAGUGUGGAAUAAUUUUGGUGCUAGUGAUCAAUCAGCUACCAUUGUGUGUUCCACUGCUCCAAGUGUUCCUAAAGGCACACCAAAAAUGAAUGUGGAUAUAAUCAGUAGUACAAAACUAAAUGUAUCGUGGGAGCCUUUGAGUAAAAAAGAGUCUCGCGGCGAUGUGGUGGAAUAUAAACUAUUAUGGAAACUCCACCAGAGCUCAUCCUCCAGAUGGGUACAUCAUCUACCUGCCUCCGAUGAAUAUUACAUACUUUCCGGCCUGGAACCUGGAGCGCGAUAUGAUCUUCGAGUAUUGGCAAGAACAAAGCAGGGCGAGCCAAAUAUUAGUGAAGCACAAUUGGAUUGGGUUACUGUAACCAUGCCAUCUUCCAAUCAAUCCAAUCAGUUUACUAUAAGGAAUGUUGUGGAUAUUCAAGUAUUAAUUGUAAACGCCUCAAUAAUCAGGAUGAAAUGGAAGAUCAACUUCAAGCAAAGUGAUCAAAUUGAAUCAAUGUUCGAUUCUUGGCAAAUUUAUUGUGAAAAUCAAAAUGGCGAGAAGUUAAAGAAUAUUCAUUUACCACAGAAUAUUACUGAAUACCUGUUUACUGAUCUUGAUAUGAACGUUUCUUAUACUAUGCGUCUGUGCAUGGUAAGCUCGGGUGAAGCCACAGGCUGUUUGACGAAACACGUAGAGACCGUACAAUCCGAUCCUAACACUGUGCCAAUGGCAUUGGAGGCUAUUCCCGUCUCGCCUACGUCCAUUAACGUGUCAUGGACAUUGUCUGAUGUGGACGACGUAACAUCGUUCGAGUUUUGUUAUCAUGCGGUGCAUGUGCAAAAUUCGAGCAAUUCUAAAUGUUUUAUCGUAAAUGACACAAAAACAAGCGUUGACGAGCUGAAGCCUUUUACUUUAUAUGAGUUUAAAGUAAAAGCCAUUAGACACGAUACGAAUCGGACCAGCUUCUAUAGCAAAUCUAUAGAAUGCUACACAAACGAAGAUGUUCCCGGUAAAGUCGAAGGGUUACAAUGGUUCCUGGAGAACACCACGAAAGUACGAAUUGCAUGGGAGGAGCCGAGCAACGUAAACGGCAUUAUACAAAAUUAUAUUGUCGCAUAUACCGUAAACGUGACAUGGAACUUGACAACAUGGAACUUGACGACAUGGAACAACGUGACCGUACUCGGUAACAAAAGGACAACGAACCUACCAGGUUUAGCGCCGGGGAAACAAUAUUUCGUUGUGGUGCUGGCAGCGACGAAAGCUGGCUAUGGGAAACCGUCAGACCCUAUUAUGGUUGUUACCGGUGGUACUAGUCGUAACGGUAGUAACGGAACGUCGAAAGUACCUGCCCCGUCGGGCAAUGAGACGAACUCCAAGCCCGAUCAGAGUCUUGGUGUGAUCCUCGGAGUGAGCAUAAGCAUCGGAUUUAUCAUGAUAUGCCUCUGCAGCAUAUAUUGUCGGAAAAAGUUUGAGAAUUCUCGAUUGAGAAACGACGCUCAGCUUACGAAUAGAUGUGUGCUAUCGCGAAACGGAAAUGGAUGUUGCGCGGAGCAGUCCUCCACUUCCACGGGUCAACAAGCGAAUGCCACCGAUGCCCCGAAUGAAAUUGAAUUGGCAGUGCUGUGUCCAUCGUCACCGAUUGAGACAAAUCCGCACUCGGACGCGAAGGGCGCACAGUCUAACGGGGUUUUCGAAAUUUGCGCGAAAGAACCCUUAUUGUCGCCGUGGGAGAUAAAUGGAGGCUCGAAGGAUGUUCAUAUUAUGGAGAAUCCUCAGUACAAAAGAAGGGGCAGUUCUACCUCGAAUAAUCAACAGGAGGAGGAAGAGGAGCAAGAUCUAGAAGGCACGCAGCUCACAAUGGUCAAUUGUACUUUAGGCAGUAGCGCUAGCAGUUUAAAUAACAAUUCAGGAUGUCCAGACGGUGAGACUUUAUCAUCGCCGAAAUCCACCUGUGCAUCUGUUCCGGCGCUCGGACCAAAUGGGUGAAAGUGCGUUAGGCAAUACAUUAUUAAAGUGUUCAAUGCUUCUCAGCGUUAUCAAGGUACAACAGGUAGGAGUACAUGAAUUCUCCUAUUUCCUCCUUCUUUACGAUCGAUACGACUGUCAUCGAUCGCAGUCACGUUCCGAAUCAACGCGCGGAAAAAAGAAAAUAAUGAUGUCCAGUCCCGAGAAAGCAAAAGCAAUGCAAAAUUGCAGCAGCCUCGCAAAGCAAGAGUAUUAAUUAUCUGACACAUAAUCGAUGUAAAUAAUACUGUUUCGGAAAAAAAUCACGACGUUAGUCGUCACCUUGUAAAUACGAGCAAGAUACAUUUAUCGCGCGGAAAAUAAAGCUCGUCUGCAUAAGCAUCUCAGCGAAAGCAACGCAAUUCUAAAAUUUAUUGCAUUACAGUGCACCGAUCACGUAGACGGACAUUUGAAGUGUUUGCCGGACUCGUGUAUGUAUACCGAAUGAUUCCAAAUCGUUUGAGGACGAAAGUUAAGUAUUUUUUAAGAGAAUUAAUAUAUAGGUACAGUUAAAGAUUUUUGAUAUUAAAGUUUUAUAAAAGGAUAUUCGCUAUUUGAAUACUGCUAGCGAAAUUAUUCCGUUAUUUAGUUUCUGAUUGAGACUAUUUAGAAGCGAAAUGAAACGUUUUUGAACAUAGGCUGUUGCUUCAAGAGUGUUUAAUUUAUCACUCUUCGAUCCUCAAACGUGUCGAAUAAUUUUGUAUACAUAUAUACGUAUAUAAAUUAAGUAAACUGUUGACGUGCCGAAAAUUGAGAGAUGCGCGAAAUGCUCUGAAAUGAAAAACAACAAGUUUCUGAUGCCUCUGUACAUAAGAUAGAAUAAUUGUUGAUUGUGAAUAUGUCCAUAAAAUAUCACACUUCGAAUGCAGCAAAAAAGACAUGCGGACGUGCAUUCCUUCGCGUUUGGGGACACAAAAUUGCUGAAUAUCCAGGCACAGUAUGGCCUAAAAAAGUUGAUAAAGUUCUGAUUCAUUCUGAUAACAGUUUUCGGGCUGACGCGAUUGCUUUAAAAUGGAGCAGAGACACUGAUCAUUCCAAAAUAAGUUUUCCACUGAUAUUUAAUUGUAAACAAAGGAAGAACGUUUAGUAUUAAGAAAACAGGGAAAGGCUCUAACCAGAUGCUACGCGUUUUUAGAGAUGUUAAGAAAAUUUUUUAUCCCGUGGUUUUUUUUCUAUUUUUUUCCCUCUCUUUUCUAUUUUUCUCUUUAUAUUUUAACAUACCAUAUGUGUGUCAUUAAGGUAUCACUUUUACGAAAAAAAAAAUUGAUUUCUCCAAGGAAUCAAAGUAAAAUUUUUUUUUUUUGCAUUUGGAGCUAGUGUGCAUGACAAAUGAAGGAUUUGUUGAGUAGCUCUUAAAAUAUUUGAUGUAAGUUUUGUAUUAGUUUAAAGUGGACUAUCGAUAUAUCAUACUUUAAAUUUAAAAGAGAGAUCCUAUGAAUGGGAAGGAAUAUUCAGAAAGAUAAUCUAGUGCUCAGAAUAUUGCGAUUCAAAUGAAUGGCGUGCAACAGGCCACCUUGUUUUCUCACAAUUAUUUACUUCUAUAAGAGACCUCAAAGACUGCUGUAUUAAUAGACGAUAUUUUUUAUAAUUAACAGAUAACCUCGUCGGAGAAUGUUUCCGUGAAAAGACUUUGCGUAAUGCGUUACGUAAGAAGAAUUUUACAUAUUCCUCGGAUUUCUUUCCGUUCAUAAGAUUGAUAUCGUUUUUAAGGCGAUUAGGUAAUCGAUAUGCGAUUAAUGUCAACGUUUUGUAUGUACGAUAUUUAGCGUGUUAACUGGUAAAGCAGUUCUGUGUAUUACACAAAAAAAGAAAGAAGCAGCAUUCGUGACGAAUCUUACAAGACACAUA
Messenger RNA from Temnothorax curvispinosus, 6226 nucleotides. Its product is annotated as protogenin-like. Gene Ontology annotation, molecular function: protein binding. Bases 770 to 4360 code for a protein of 1196 amino acids. Lineage: Eukaryota; Metazoa; Arthropoda; Insecta; Hymenoptera; Formicidae. The transcript is spliced from 19 exons. Gene Ontology annotation, biological process: cell-cell adhesion. The record is from RefSeq and is a predicted model, not a curated record.